AGAUUGCUUUUCUCAGGCGGUGUUGAGCAUAGCCGUGCUCGGUCGCUCUGAUUGUUUCUCGUCUCUGCUGAUCCGGCGCCCCGCUACCGAGAGCAGCCCCGCAGGGGAAAAAAGCUCCGAGAAUCAAGCCGAGUUUGUCCCCAAUACUUCUGGGCUGAAAGCCAGCGCGUUUUUUUCCAACAUGUCUGUUGAACUGGAAGAAGCUGACCUGCCGCUGACCGAAGCAGAAGAGGCGCCUCUGGCUCCGGAAAAGAAAGGGGCGGCCAGGAAAGCCAAAGGUGUCGUGUCGGCACUGUCUCCAUCCAAGAAGAAGAAAAACAAUAAGAAAAAGAACCAGCCUGGCAAGUACAGUCAGCUAGUGGUGGAAUCCAUCCGCAAACUGGGCGAGCGUAAUGGCUCCUCGCUGGCCAAAAUCUACAACGAAGCCAAGAAAGUGGCUUGGUUCGACCAGCAAAACGGGCGGACCUACCUCAAAUACUCCAUCAAGGCGCUGGUGCAAAACGACACUUUGCUCCAAGUGAAAGGCACCGGCGCCAACGGCUCCUUCAAGCUCAACAGGAAAAAGCUGGAGGGGGGAAGCGAAGGAGGCGCCGGAGGAGGCGGUGGCGGCGGCGGCUCCCACGCCAAAUCCCACAAGAAGGUGGUCGUCGUCGCAUCCACUUCGCGAAAGGUCGAGAAGAAGCCCGUCGCCAAGACCAAGAAGCUGGAGAAGAAAUCGCACAAGAAAGGCGCGGGCGGCGGGACCCCCAAGAAAGAGAAGGUGAAAGCGAAGAAAGCCCCCAAGAAGAGCGUGGCUUCCCCCAGCGCCAAGAAGGUGAAAAAAUCGGCGAAGCCCAAGGCUCUCAAGAGCAGGAAAUGAGACUGGCCGGCCUCCGACUUGGAGGGAAGAAGAUGCCGCCUCCGUUGUCUUUCGCCCCGAGACGACACUUGACUUUUAGCUCACAAGCACAGAGCCAUGUUUCCAGCUUUGAUAUUUUCUUAAUUUUUUGUCUCUUUUUUUGGCCCUAUUCCUGCGUCAUUUCUUCCCUCGGAAGGGCGAGCCUGUGUAAAAUAGCACUUCGCUUUCAACCACAGACCCGUCGAGAUCAUUGGGACAUUUUGGAUCGUUGGAAAGGGGUUGUUACCUUCAACCUCGCCCCCUUUUUCUUUUUUUAUUGGAAUAUGGUUGCCAUUGGAAGCUUGCUUUUUCUGCUUUUGUGUUCUGCAAAAGUAGCGUGAUGUCGUUGUAAAUACUUUCUUCUUCCUUCCCCCCCCCCACACCCCCAUAUCUGGGCGAGGUUCUGUCCCUCUUCAUCAGCCCCCAAUUUUACUGAAGUGGGAGGUGAGGGUCACCCUUGGUGGAUUCUAAAGUUUGAACUACCAGCAGUCUCGGUCGCCCCCUCUUUAAAGGCUGGGAUGCCAUGGCAACAGCCUGUUGGAUGCACCGGCGUCCGCCCAGUUCCUGGGCCUGAAGUGCUGGCGGCGCUUGCAUGCGGGAUUCGGGGGCGGGGGGAGCGGUCGCAUGGGACCAAGUGACCAGCCGAGUAGCUGAUUUUUACCUCGGAGACUUGCGCAAUCACUGCAGGUUUGAAAUACGUAUCUGGGGGCGGGCGGGGGAGGGGAAAGUGCAGUUCACCCUCGCCUACAAGAUUUUGUAUCGUCCUUUUCAGGUUUCGUCUUCAAAUGCCUUUUUUUUAAAUACAAGAUUGCCUCGUGUUUUUUGUUCUCAAUAAAUCGUUUUAAAACAUUUUCUCA
Messenger RNA from Thamnophis sirtalis, 1734 nucleotides. It is a transcript of the gene H1-10, whose product is annotated as H1.10 linker histone. Gene Ontology annotation, cellular component: nucleosome. The record is from RefSeq and is a predicted model, not a curated record. NCBI's taxonomy places the organism in Eukaryota, Metazoa, Chordata, Lepidosauria, Squamata, Natricidae. Gene Ontology annotation, molecular function: structural constituent of chromatin; DNA binding. Gene Ontology annotation, biological process: nucleosome assembly.